This is a messenger RNA of Salmo salar (Atlantic salmon), 1611 nucleotides long. RefSeq lists its product as uncharacterized. The record is from RefSeq and is a predicted model, not a curated record. NCBI's taxonomy places the organism in Eukaryota, Metazoa, Chordata, Actinopteri, Salmoniformes, Salmonidae.
GACAGAACACUGCUGUCCGUCCUGGGCACUCUCAGGUAUGCAGCUGCACCACCGCUGAACAUACAGGAUGUUUCACUGGGUGGUGAAGGUGGUUCCUCAGCCCCCUGACGCCCCUGGUUGUCUGGGAGAGGAGACGGCCAAUCCCGCACCAAAAAAUGUGUCUAAAGAUGAAGUGAAAAAAGUCAAGGCAAAACCAGCCAAACAGAAGGAAGAUGAUAUUUCUGAGGACAACAGUAUUCAGAGUGGAGUGAUGACCUGGCUCUCCAAUGGAUUCACAAGUGCUCUUCCUCAACCAGCAGGCACACCUAACCUCAGCAGAUCCAACUCUGUAUCCAGGUCACUGCAGGAGGAUGAAAGGAAUGGGGUGAUUAAGUGGAUUGCAGAUGGACUGAGUAAAGUGGUACCCCAGCCAGAUGAAAAGUACAGAGAGGAUAUUCGAGAGGAGGAGGAUGAAACAGAGGUUUAUAACAUGAAAGAUGUGCCGGACGCAGAGCCCCUCCCACAUAUACCUGUGGUGGAGAUGUUUUCAGAAUAUGAGGAAGAGGAUCAGAUACCACAGUUCCCUCCCAAUGUGGUUAACUGGAUUAAGAAUGCUAUUCCUCAGCCUGUGAUGCUCCCUGCAGGUUACAUAGAGGCCCUAAGUAAGGCCCAACAGGCCCAGGUUCUCUCACCACCUCCACAGGCCCUUAAAGGAGAUGAGGACUCACAGAACUCGAAUGUCGUCGGCUGGUUCGUGACGGGCCUCGGCCUCAUGAUGCCACAGCCUCAUGAUGCCACAGCCUGUCGCAAGAUCCAGAGAUGAUGUUGAAGUUGUGCCGAAUGGGGGGGUGGGAGCGCUGAGAGCCCCUUAAACAAAAGGAGAAAGAAGACUGAGGAACCGUGAGAGAGACUGAGACUGAGAGCAAAGAGAUAGAGACAGACUUACCGACAUAGAUGAUUGUGGACAUUUAUACAGCUCCACUGAGCAACCUGGCAGCUGUGAGACAUCGCUUAAAAAAUAUGUUUAACUUACCUUACUCUUUAUGGAAUGCAGAUACUUUUGUUUUAUUUUAAUUGUGUAUAGUCAAUGUAUAUCAGUUCAAUAAAAUGAACUGUUUGUCAGUUAAUGUCAGUUGUUCAACUCUUGUCCAUAUGUAGCAAGAAAGGGGUCUUGUCUUCAUUGUAGUAAUCUUUGAAGUAAUUUGGAUGCAUUAAGAAAAUACAUACAGACACAUAGAGCUAUCAGGCAACAUUGUGACUCGUAGUUUUUGUACAUGAAAUAUACCAUAUUAAACUACUUUUUGAAGGUAAAGAUUAUUGCUGCACUAAAAAGCUAACACAAAAACAACUUAAUCCUAUUGUACAUGUUUUCCCUUGUGACCUAUUCUCAUCGCCUUGAACUAUGAAUGUGGCCUAAGGUUGUAAUUAUGUUUAUUUUGAUCUGAUAGAUUUUUUUUGGAAUGAAAUCCACAAAAGAGGAUUUAACAAACAGAGUCAAGGCAGUCAAGUUAUUACAAAUGAGUUGAUAAAUUAUGACAUCAUGCCUAAAAAGUAUGCCUGACAUUAUAAUAACGUGUUGUGAAAUAUUAUUUAAAAAGUAAUAAAGAUAUCAUCUGAAAUAUUUUGUCGUGU